AUGCCGAAUACGAGUACAGCUCCAGAAGGCGACUAUGAUAUCCAACUCGAAGAAUGUCCACAAACAUCGGAAUAUCAGUAUGUUGGUGCAUCUCAAACAAGGGAGGGCGGCAAGGGCUUCACGGACUGGGUGGAGGAGGAUCAAUUCAACGGCUUGCGGACGGACAACCUGUUCUAUCCAUUCGUUGGAGACUUGGAGUGGGAAUUUUCCGACUUUCUCGCUCAUUCAAGCCUCACAAUGAAAGAGAUUAACGAGUUGUUGAAUCUCAAACUUGUUCGCCAAUACCUUGCGCCUCAUCUUUCCUACAAGACCGCCAAAGAGCUGCGUCAUCGCAUCGAAUUAUUGCCGACAGGACCAAGGUGGCACUCGCGAACAAUCUCAUAUCCGGGUUUCCCAACAAAAAAGCCAAUCGUUCUAUUCUACCGUAACUCGUUGGAAUGCAUUCAACUCCUUCUUCGCAACCCGCUCUUCAAGAACAACAUUGACUUCGUGCCCACUCAGUUGUUCCAGUCCGGCGAGCGCAUUCAUAAAGAGUGGAUAAAUAGUGACAGUGCCUGGAAGAUGCAGGAAGCGGUUCCCCCUGGCCAUACUGUCCUUGGGGUCAUCGCAAGCUCUGACAAAACGAACAUCUCCGUCAUGAAUGGCGACCGUGUCGCUCACCCAUUUUUACUCUCUUUGGCCAACUUGCACAGUGACAUAGCGAGGAAAGCAUCCAACCACGCAUUUCUCAUGGCUGCACUUCUUCCAGUACCCAAAUUCCUCUGCGCAAAGAAUUUACGGAGCGUGAUGGAAAGCCGGCUCCUCCAUCAUUGCCUGGACGUUAUUUGCGACCCUCUCAAAAUCGCGGCUCGAGAUGGGGCUCUCUUGUCGAAAUCGGAUGGCUCACUCAUCUAUGCGCAUACGCCACUAGUUUCUUACAUCGUCGACACCCCCGAAGCCGCCGAUAUUGCCUGUGUUAAAGCGAAAACCUCCCAUUUGACGACCGCAUCGCAUCAUACAUUUGGAGACAAUUUCCGCCAUCCAGAACGAACCGGUGAGAAUACCUGGGUAGCCAUAUCCUCCAUCUCUGCAACAGUUGCUCCGCAUGAUGUUGCCGCAUAUCAGAAGGCUUCCAAAGCCCACUCAUACAGACUCAACGGUGUCCACCUCCCAUUCUGGCGAAACUGGCCUCUUUCCACAAACCCUGCGAGAUUCUUGACGCCCGAAGUUCUCCAUCACGCGAUGCAGAACUCGAUUUCCGCCUCCUCGCUCAUCCACCCCCGUUCUGGUGUACGACAUUUCAAGGAGGGGGUUACCCGGCUCAAACAGCUUGGUGGUCGUGAGCAUCGAGAGCUUGAACGCUCUUUCAUUUCUAUCAUCGCUGGUGCUGUCCCACGAGAGGUUCUCCUUAGCCUUCGUGCAUUGAUGGACUUUCGAUUUAUUGCCCAAUCACCGCAGAUUAGCGAAACAACUAUCGCUCGCAUGAAUCAAUGCCUUGCAACUUUUCAUGAGCACAAGCAACAUAUCAUCGACAGCGGUGGCCGGGAACAAGCCCAUUUUGCGAUACCGAAACUCGAAUUUCUUCACAGUAUCGUCCCUAGUAUUCGAUGGGCGGGGACUCCCAUGCAAUAUACGGCGGAUAUUACCGAGAAGGCACAUAGCACUCAGAUUAAAGUCCCCGCUCGAACGGAGACCAAUCAUCGCGACUACGACCCUCAAAUUGUUCGACAUCUCGAUCGAGCAGAAAAGCUUCGUCUAUUUGGCCUUUACACUGGGAUCAAAUCUGAAAAACUCAAGCUCGAGAUGAUGGAGGACGACAAUUGUGAAGACGAGGAUGAAGAAGAAAGUGCGACACAGAUCGAAGGGCCUUCACUUAUCGGCGAAUCCUCGCGUCCAGCGCGAAACUUGUUCAAGGCAGCCGAUCUCUAUCCUCUCCUCUAUCCACAGACAGAGAGUCGGUUCACAACUACCGCCUCAGCCGCCUUCCUUCUCAAUCGUCGUCCUGCCUUUUCCAAGAUUUCCAUUGAGGAUGUUGCCCAAAUGUAUCAGCUGAAUGAUCUUCGCGUCGCACUCGGCGAUUUUUAUGGACAGAUUCGGAGCACAGCUCACAACCCUUUUCUGGGUGGUCGACGUCGACAGCCUGCCAACUGCGAACUACCAUUUACACAUCUUGAGGUCUGGUAUUCGCUUUGUUUCCAGGGCAAGGCACCGCACACUGGUCAACCCCUUCCAUCUCAGCUGCUGUUUGGUCAACCAUCUCAUGUGGAUUCAACGUGGUCCGUCGGGCGAUAUGAUUCAGUGCUACUAUCGAAUUCUCUUGAUGCUUGCUGGCCGGGGAAAGGAUUUCGGGACGGGCUCCGAGACCAUACAGCCGCGCAGAUUCGACUAAUAAUGCGACCACACUGGCCAGACGAAGGCCAUACUGGCGUCAAUCCAUUUCUAAUCUACGCCCAACGAUUUGAUGUCGUACCACAGCCUACUCCGGAUAAGAGAGAAGCAACAACGGGUCAAUUCAUACUACGACGAGCGUUGAGGGCUGACUCAAAUCGGAUGGGUGGGGUUGUUGAUAUGAGACAUAUCCGAGCACCAAUCGAGUUAAUCCCUCGUUUUGGUGCAAAGGCAGAUGGCCGUUUGACACCCUUUCUUCUUCUACCACCACUCGCCCGUCUCAUCUUCGCCAACUCGCACGAUGCUCAAACGAAGGAGGAGAAGAAAACGCUCAGCAAGCACAAGGUGCAAGAUAAGAGGAAUGAACUCGAGUUUGAAGCGGAUCAGUGUUUCGCUCUCGAAACACUCUCGGAUGGGCUCGAUAACACGGAAUCCAAUCUAGACCUAUUCGACAAAUGGGUGUCAGAAACGCCGACUCGCCCCCAAACCCCCCUUCGAAAUCCUGCACCCCCAAUUUCCUAUGCUCCAAAAGCUCCCAUCAAGGACAAGAAGCAAGAUGAAGAGACCAAAGGCGAAGAAUUACCUGAAGACCAGCAGCUCAAGAGUGAGCUUGAAAUGCUAGCAGAGCAGCUGAAGGAAAUCAAUGCUGACCUCUAUAAACCGGCGCUGAAAGCUCCUUGGGCUCCCAUUCGCACAUUCACCUCCUCGAUUCCAAAACCACUCAAGUUUCUGCACCCGUUGUACCCCGGCCUUCAAGCACCCUAUGAAACAUGGGAGCCAUCCGAAAACAAGUCUUUAUUUGCAUACAUCUUAUCGGUCUUGGCCAUGACUUAUUCGGACACCCAACCACGAGGCACUCUUCGUUUACUGGCAGCAGAAAUGCGGCCAGCAGGCUCGCCGCUUUCCGACCCUGGAUCAUGGGGGCACGAAUACGUUCGACAUCUUGCUGCUGAACUGGGUGACGAAUACAAUAUUCGCGAACAAGAAGAUGACGAGGUUGAACCAGUCAAGGAUUCAUCACCAGUGCUCAAAGUUCCUGGUACAUUUGACGACCUCCGUGCCUUGGCGAAAGAAUGUGCCGUAUUCCUUCUCGACCAUAACGCCGAACCGGACGCUAUCGAUCUUCUUCAAGAGUUGGAAAUGGUGGAGGAAUCAAUCACUCUUGUCGACAAGAAUACAUAUACGCGCGUUUGCCAAUACCUCAUUGGUUGUGUCAAUUUGCUUCCACCCCCAGAUGACAUUGCUUUCCUUCGGACCGCUCACGCGAUCUAUGCGCGACUAAACAAGUUUCCGGAAGCUCUGGGAGAUCAAGACCUCAUUCGAGAGGACUUCAAUACUCCCUCCAACCCACAAAUGAAGAGACAACUCGCUUUUAUCCUUGCACGAGCGCAAAUACCUAUCGAGUGGCUGCGUGCCAACCCAGACGACGACAUCGACAUAGAGGACGAGUUUCCGGAAGGCAUCCGAGAAUGUCUCAGCAACACGCGCCUUUCUACUCAUUUGCGUGAAUUCGGCAAAGAACUCGGUGUGACAGACGCGAAGAGCCUCGAAGAAGUUAACAAGACGCAUCUUGAAAACACAAGGCCAAACGCGCUUGCCAAUGUCGACACCAUCGAAACGUUGAAGGCGAUAGAACACCCAAUCGCCAAGACUACGCAGGUUAUUGUGGAAGGGUGUGCCUUCGCUGGCGCAGGGAAUGUACUGAAGAUCCAAGCCAUGCUGCACCACUGCGACGAGCAUAUCGUGGAGAAGAAAGAGGAGAAGAAGGACGACAAGAAAGAGGACGCUGCUACCACGACAACUUACUUCCCUGUGCCUGCGAUGUAUCCGAGGUUCCUGAUUACCGUCGACGAGGAGCUCAACCCCAAGCCGGUAACGGUUCGGGUUGGACAGGCUCUAGAUGUCGUUGGCCAAGCGGCAAACCUCGAACGAUAUCUGGUUUCCAAACACACCAGACACCUGUGA
This is a messenger RNA of Mycena indigotica, 4332 nucleotides long. Its product is annotated as RPN1-RPN2-N domain-containing protein. The transcript has 15 exons. Gene Ontology annotation, biological process: proteasome-mediated ubiquitin-dependent protein catabolic process. Gene Ontology annotation, cellular component: nucleus; proteasome regulatory particle, base subcomplex; proteasome storage granule. The coding region runs from base 1 to 4332 and encodes 1443 amino acids. The record is from RefSeq and is a predicted model, not a curated record. NCBI's taxonomy places the organism in Eukaryota, Fungi, Basidiomycota, Agaricomycetes, Agaricales, Mycenaceae.